UAAUUUCAUAAUGUAAAAGAUCGCAACGAGGUUAAGCAGAAUGUUGCGAUUAAUGGUGAUACUACUUUUUGGCUGUAGCUGGCUGCCAAAUGCAGCAUUGGCCAACGAUUUGCUCGAGCUAGGCUGCCACAACGAUACCGAUUGCCAGCAAUACGAACAUGCCAAAUGCCAUGACUCGCAUUGCCAAUGCACCGCCUCCGCCGAGGGCAACGAACAUGUAACCUGCAAGCCCAAGGAACUCAAGUACAGUAACAUCAUCGGUGGAGCCUGCACAAAGGAACACACAUGCACCCAGCCGUUUACCGUAUGCGAACACUUAACCGAACAAUGCUACUGUGGCGAAGGUUACAUGCCCAGCGAAGAUAAACGACGCUGCAUACCACAAGCCGUGGCACUCGACGAUGCAUGUGAGUUGACGAAGCAAUGCCAGGCCAAGGAUAGAGCGGCCGUGUGCCACCCGUCACAGAAGAGUUGCAUGUGCAAGGAACACUUUGAUAAGCAUGAGCAACGUUGUGUCGCUUUAUUGGAUGUCAGCUGUCGCAACGAUACCGUGUGCAGUGCCCUCGAUGCCAUUUGCCUGCCCAAGCUGGAGAAGUGCGCCUGCAUCGCUGGACACGUUCACAACCCCAACAUGACCAUGUGCUUGCCUGGCGUUGCUUAUGGCCACAAUUGCACCACCAACGCCCAAUGCAAACUGACGCUGGGCAACGGUGCCGCCUGUACCAACAACACCUGCCUCUGCAGUGCCAAGCAUUAUACCAAGAUCAGCAGUGAAAAUGACACGAUUUGUGCACCAGAUGUUGCCUAUGGUGCUUAUUGUCGCCGCCAAGAGGAUUGCCAGGAGUCCGCUGAACCCUUGCAGCUAGAGUGCAAAUGGGGCGAAUGCAUGUGCCGGGAUACGUAUCAGGUGGUGGACAAUGCUCAUUGUGUGCUGGAGGUGACAGCAACUGCUUCUCAGCUAUGUCAAUAUCAUUUGCUCGCUUUGCUCCAAAUCUUUUGGCUUAUUUAUUAAAACAGAAAAAAAAAACACUUUUGGAUAAUUGUGUAUACAAAUGCAAAUGAAAAUAUAUGUAU
This is a messenger RNA of Drosophila sulfurigaster albostrigata, 1074 nucleotides long. RefSeq names its product multiple epidermal growth factor-like domains protein 10. Lineage: Eukaryota; Metazoa; Arthropoda; Insecta; Diptera; Drosophilidae. Bases 41 to 1012 code for a protein of 323 amino acids. The transcript is spliced from 2 exons. The record is from RefSeq and is a predicted model, not a curated record.